Molecule: messenger RNA, 1410 nt
Organism: Argiope bruennichi
Lineage: Eukaryota; Metazoa; Arthropoda; Arachnida; Araneae; Araneidae
Product: speckle-type POZ protein-like
Exons: 2
Coding region: 329-1336 (335 amino acids)
Biological process (GO): proteasome-mediated ubiquitin-dependent protein catabolic process; regulation of proteolysis
Cellular component (GO): cytoplasm
Molecular function (GO): ubiquitin protein ligase binding
Source: RefSeq, a predicted model, not a curated record
CUUCGGAAACUGGACUAUUGGAAACAGUGUGAUCGAAAUUUUUUGCCCCUCCUUAAAUAUGUCACAAGAAUUUCAUAAAUGCUUAGUACGUUGUGCAUGAACUUUGACAAAGUAAUGAAAGAAUUGAUUGCAAAUGAAACUGAUUACAGAAAAUUUUAUUCACAAAAUUGAUUAAGUUAUUAUUGCCAUCACAGUUAUAACAAUAUUUAAACUCAAAGACACAGAGUAAAUCAGAUUGCACCCUGUUCCUUUCCUUCAAACAAUUAACCAAGUCGCCAUAUCAAGGGCCCGUAAUUUUGACUUAGCAGACGAGAAAAGACUAACUGUUAUGGAUACAAUGAAAUAUAAGAAAGAUGCUGAAGAACUCGCUGACAGCAUUUUGUAUUUGGAAGAAGUAUGUGAAGAUAAGGGUGACGUCACAUAUAUGUUAAGGUGGGUAGUUAGGGAUUAUUCAAGAUUUAUGCCCGGAAUACAAUAUCAUUGUCAUUAUAUCCGAAUAGGGAAAUGUAUCCAUAGUUUAAAGGUACUGAAACAUGACACAAAAGUUAAAGAUAUAAGGGACAAAAGGUUGUACAGCAUUCUUCUUGGUCUAACGCCUGCAUCAUCUUGCGCAAAUAUUUCAUUCGUGUUAAUUGGCAGAAGGAAUAAAGAGAUUCGCCCGCAAAAUAAAGUAAAUUUGGGUUGCAAUCCUGAUCGCAAAUGCUUUUUUGAAUUCGCAGAAUCUGAUUUGCACACGGAUCAUCUGGAGCUGGUUGCUUUAUGCAGGAUAACAGUCGUCGGAAAGGUGAACGUUUCGCCUGGUAUCGAAAAGAGUACGAUUCUUCAAGAUUUCGAAGCUCUCUAUAACAGCGGACUUUUUUCAGAUGUGAUACUCUGCAUUGGAGGCAGAGAAUUUAAUGUGCACAAAGCUGUCCUAGCAGCAAGAUCUCCUGUUUUUGCAGCUAUGUUUCGGAAUGAAAUGAAAGAAAAUUCCGAGAACAGAAUACAGAUCGAAGAUUCUAAUGAAAUAGCAGUUGAGGAAUUGCUUCGAUAUUUAUAUGCUGAGAAAACGAUUCCGUUGACACCAUAUCUCGCUUUAGACCUUUUUGAAUUAGCUGACAAAUACGAUAUCCAGAAUCUUAAAGCGGAAACAGUUGAUUAUUUGAAAUGCAACUUUUCCGUUGAGAAUAUACUUGACAUUCUAGUUGCUGCUGAUCUGCAUGAUGAAAGAGCAUUGAAAGCAGAAGCCAUCGAAUUUAUCUCAAACAACUUAUGGCAUUUGUUAAAAACGGCAAAAUGGAAAAUAUUCCGUACUAAUCUGGAACUAGUGGAUUGCAUAUUAGCCUAUUUAAGUUAGUAGACCAUUAAUUUUAUUGCCUCUUUACAGCAAUUUUAAUCGUUCAAAUAUGUGCAAGCUCAUAAACCAUUAAA